Messenger RNA from Apus apus (common swift), 934 nucleotides. RefSeq names its product nudix hydrolase 8 (gene NUDT8). Bases 120 to 776 code for a protein of 218 amino acids. The record is from RefSeq and is a predicted model, not a curated record. The transcript is spliced from 4 exons. Gene Ontology annotation, molecular function: coenzyme A diphosphatase activity. Lineage: Eukaryota; Metazoa; Chordata; Aves; Apodiformes; Apodidae.
GCCCCUCCCGUUCCCCGCUUCCCGGGGCCGUGUCCCGCGCUGCUCCCGGGGGCGGUCCCGCGGAGGCGGUGCCAGGGGCGGCCGGUCCGUCCCUUCUUCCCUCCCCCCGGUGCUUCGCCAUGUCGGACCCGGACCCGGGCGGGGGGGGGUUCCUGAGCCCCAGCAACGAGCAGCGGUGCCGGGCGCGGCUGGCGGCGGCGGCGGGGAGAUCCCGGGCGGCGGCGGUGGCGGCGGCGGUGCUGGUGCCGCUGUGCUCGGUGCGGGGUCGCCCCGCCUUGCUCUUCACCCUCCGGUCCCGCCGCCUGGGCGGGCCCCACAGCGGGGACGUCAGCUUCCCCGGGGGGCGGCGGGACCCGGCGGACACGGACGCGGUGGCCACGGCGCUGCGGGAGACGCGGGAGGAGCUGGGGCUGGAAGUGCGGGCAGCGAGUGUCUGGGGACAGCUGCGGACCCUGCCCGACCGGGGACAGCUAGUGGCUCCCGUGGUGGCCAACCUGGGCCCUUUGGAGGACUUGACACUGACCCCCAACCCCGACGAGGUGGAGGAGGUCUUCACCCUGCCCCUGGACCACCUCCUGCGGGAGGACAACCAGGGCUACACCCACUUCCGUGCCGCCGCCGCGGGUCGCUACGGGUACACCCUGCCCGUCUUCCUCCACGGGCCCCACCGCGUCUGGGGCCUCACGGCCAUUGUCACCGAGCUCCUCCUGGAGCUGCUGGCACCGGGACGGUACCGCAGGAAGACCCACGUGCCGGGACGCAGCCCCCCCGCCUGAGCCAGGGGGGGAUGGGGGGAGCAAGUACAGCUGGAGCUCAUCCAUGGGGGGGACUGCCCCCCUACCACCACCACCGUGGGUGCUGCUGCCCACCGGGCUCCAGGAGCCCACGGGCGAUGUCACAUGCUGGGAUUUAGUAAAACAAAGUUGUGUUUUGA